GGCGUGCCGCUGGGACCAAUCAGCGUGGACCUCGGCUUCUAGUGCUGGAGCGGCGUCUGCGGCUCGGCGGCUGCUUCAGUCUGCCUGGCGCUGCGGUCCAGACAGCCGUUGUGGCGCUUCUAGCUCGAUCGCCCGCUGACUGGCGGACUGGCUGCCGUCUCCUCUCCUCCGGGCCUGGAAUGCACGACCGAGGGCAGCGGUAGAGCGCGGCAGCCGCCCGGAGGCUAAGAUGAAGGGCAGCGGGGCAGCUGCGCCAGUCGCGGCGCCCCCUCCUUGUCCACUCCGCCUCUGCGCGAUCCUAGCCGCUGCUCUGCUCAGCGUCAGGGCGGAGCCCACCUGCCAGCGCGUCCGCGCCGCUUUCCAGGCGCUCCAGCCCGGCGCCAAGUGGCUGCCCGAGAGUCCCGGGGCAGGAUCAGAUUUGCAGGUAUGCCUCCCCAGAGGCCCGACAUGCUGCUCCCGGAAAAUGGAGGAGAAAUACCAAGUCAUGGCCCGUUCCAACAUGGAGCAGCUCCUGCAGUCGGCCAGCAUGAAGCUGAAGUUCCUCAUCAUCCAGAACGCGGCGACAUUCCAAGAAGCCUUUGAAAUUGUAGUGCGGCAUGCGAGAAACUACACCAACUCCAUGUUCAGAAACUAUUAUCGCAAUAUAGCUGCCAGAGCUUCUAAAUUGGUGGGGGAGUUUUUUACAGACAUAUCCUUGUACAUCCUGGGCUCAGACAUCAACGUCAAUGACAUGAUAAAUGAAUUCUUUGACAGCUUGUUCCCAUUGGUCUACCCGCGCCUGGUGAAGCCGGGCUCACUGGAUCCUUCACUGGAAAUGACCGAGUGCCUCCGACUUGCCCAGCGAGACCUGAAGGUGUUUGGGAACUUUCCCAAAAUCAUGAUGACACAGGUGUCCAAGUCUCUCCAGGUGACGCGAGUCUUCCUCCAGGCACUCAACCUUGGCAUUGAGGUGGUGAACACCACUGACCACUUGAAGUUCAGCAAGGACUGUGGGAGGGCCCUGCUGAAGAUGUGGUACUGUGCCCAUUGCCAAGACCUUAUGAUGGUGCAGCCAUGUGCUGGGUUCUGUGGCUCUGUGCUGCAGGGGUGCCUGGCCAGCGUGGUGGAGAUAGAUAGCUAUUGGCAGGAGUACCUCCGUUCUCUGGAAGGGCUGACGAGAGGCAUGAGGGGCAUCUACAACAUGGAGCAUGUGCUUCUCAGUCUCUUCUCCUUGAUACAAGAUGCCAUCACGUACAUGCAGAAGAAUGCUGGGAAGCUGUCAGUGACGAUUGGCAAGCUAUGCAGCCCUUCUCAGAAGAGGCAUUCCCGGUCUGCUUGGUAUCCUGAGGACCUUUUUGUUGAGGAGAAGAUGACACGGGUUGCUCCUGUGCAACAUGAAGAAACUUUGUCCACUAGAAGGAGGGAACUUAUCACAAAACUCAGAGCCCACAGUGGUUUCUACAGCAGUUUGCCAGAAUACAUCUGCAGCCGCAGCUCCACUGCACAUAAUAAUACCCAUUGCUGGAAUGGCCAAGAAGUUGUAGAAAGGUACACCCCCAAGACAGUGAGGAACGGAGGGAAGGCCCAGCUCAGCAACCAUGAAGUCAAGGUGAAGGGACCUGAGCCUGUCAUUAGCCAGAUCAUUGAUAAGCUGAAACACAUUAAUCAGCUCUUAAAAGGAAUGUCCAUCUCUCACUGGAAAAAUCUGGAGAAACCAGAAGAUGAGGAUGAAGCAGGAAGUGGGGGCUGUGAUGACGAGGACAUCUGUGGUGGUGCAACUUCUGGAAAUGGGGAAUUAAGAGUGAAGAGUCAGUUGAGAUUCUUGGCAGAGCUGGCUUAUGAUCUGGACACAGACAACAUCCCUUCAAGCAAGCAGCUCUGGGAUCAGAAAAGCAAAGAGGUGUCAGUGAUUCACAACCUUGGAACAGGCAUCGUGAUGCCGGGUCUGGAUCUUUUGGCCUCUGUCCUAACGGUCCUACUUCUUCUGCUUGCCAAAUAGUUGUGGAACUACCUCCUCAUUGAAUUUGUGACAUUCCUUUUGUGAAGAUUGCUCACAAGCUCUCUUUCUCCUCCCAAGGCAUGUGGAAAGAGCAGCUUCAAAUAAGUUUCAUUUUUUAAACAUUCAAAUAAGACUCGAGGGAGGGACUCGUUGUAGAUGUAGUGAACAAAGGAAAGUUCUUGUGUUUUGGAGAAGUCUUGCCUAAUCAUAAGAGGGUAAAUAUACCUCAACAUUUGCAUCCCUUAAGAGAUUUAUGAAGAUGGAAGUUUUUCAUUGCUUUUUAGAACAACGGCCUUGUUUCAUCUUGAGUUAAUUGGCAUGGUCACUUAAAAAUGGCAUUGAGCUUCAUCCACUGGCUUUUAA
Molecule: messenger RNA, 2341 nt
Organism: Zootoca vivipara (common lizard)
Lineage: Eukaryota; Metazoa; Chordata; Lepidosauria; Squamata; Lacertidae
Source: RefSeq, a predicted model, not a curated record